AUGGGCAGCUUUCAGCUGUGGUGGGAGGCCCAAAAGGAGGUCAUCUUCGCCUUCACCGGUCUCUCUCCGGCCACUUUCUUCACUAUUUUGGCGAUUCUAUUUGCCCUUUUCUACAUCGUUUCCGGUCUCUUUGGCUCCUCCUCCUCCGACCGUCACCACCAAACUCGCCACAUCCAAGCAGAAGUUCCCCCUCUCAGACCACCCGUUCAGCUAGGCGAACUCACCGAAGAAGAGCUCAAGGGCUACGAUGGCAACGAUCACGAUAAGCCAUUGCUCAUGGCAAUUAAGGGUCAGAUCUAUGAUGUCUCCCAGAGCAGGAUGUUCUAUGGGCCCGGCGGUCCUUAUGCUUUAUUUGCUGGCAAGGAUGCUAGUAGAGCUUUAGCAAAAAUGUCUUUUGAUGAGAAAGAUCUGACUGGUGAUAUUUCUGGUCUUGGCCCAUUUGAGCUCGAUGCGUUACAAGACUGGGAAUACAAGUUUAUGGAGAAGUAUGUUAAGGUGGGAACUAUUAAAAAGGAAGUUCCAGUUGCCGAGUCCUCUGGCGGACCAUCAGAAUCUACUCCCCGCGAUGUUGAUGCUGUUAAUCCAACUGCUGCAGCUGAUAAAAGUGAUGUUGAUGCUGUUAAUCCAACUGCUGCAGCUGAUAAAAGUGAUGAAACACCUUCAAAUGUAUUAAUCCCACAAAGAUAUUGCAGAAAAAAGAAAACAAAAAGACUGAGCAAAGUGUCAGGCAAGUUUUCAUAG
Lathyrus sativus (Indian pea) is the source of this 741-nucleotide messenger RNA. The record is from the annotation of a GenBank genome assembly. Lineage: Eukaryota; Viridiplantae; Streptophyta; Magnoliopsida; Fabales; Fabaceae.